CAGGCAGUAGUCGCUGGCUCGAUUCUCCCGUGUUCCGAACGUACGUCGUCGACACGUAACAAAACACGGAUACUAAACGAGAUAUAGGCGGAGAGGCGCGCGCGCGCACUUACGCAUACACGUAUAUAUAUAAUAAACACGACCGAACGACCAACGAUCGCGCACCAAAAUAUAUAUUGCAUAUACACGUAUUAUACAUAACUACCAUCAUCUCGAUUGCAGAGAGCGUGUCGUGUCGUACGGUGGUAACUAACUAGCUGGCUGGCUGGCUGGCUGGCUCUGACUCCGACUCUCUAUCGCUCGCAGCAACGGUGUCCAUAAUUUCGUCAGUCGGCUACAGUCUCCGAACCCGCGUGUUGCCAUUAUUGUGUAAUGUUUAAUCAACUGUUCUCAAUUCUAACUCUCUAAAAAAACUCUUGCCGGUUCUAAGUUGUUUGCACGUGUGUGCUUCGACUACGAGUGCGAGUGUUACAUAUUCUGUAUCUCGUGUUUGUUCCGUUCCGCGGAUAUACGAUAUAUAGAUAAACACACAGCCGCGUAGACACACAGAGACGUCGGUUACGAACGACGAUCCGUCGGCAGCGCGUAGAGUGUGACGUAACGCAUACACAGACGCUCGACGCUAUUCGAAACCAAAACAAUAACAACAAUAGACAAAAGAACCGAGAGCUACAUUAAGUACAGUUGUAACAAAAGUUUGGCCGAGAUAGAGAGGAAUAUCAAGAGGAAAUACCUGCUGCGUAAGAAGCCGAGAGUUGGAUCGAAAUCUCGUUCAUCAACGUUUAAUAUUUCAAUACAAUAACAAACCGAGUCUGCGGCGGUGGUAAAUACAGCUUGUUCGAACCGGUACGAGUCUAUUGAUAUACGCAUAUACAUCGUACUCGGCGGUCGAACGAUAACGAGGAAAAUUCCAAACUCGAUUUAUCCUUGUUGUGUUAUUGUUUUUGUUGUUGUUGUUGUCGUCGUCGUCGUCGACCGGUGAUACCGUUGCCGGUUUAUCGAGAGAAUAGCCGAGCAGCAAGUAGCUUAGCUGGGUCGAGUCAUCGUCAGUGAGUGGAGAAUAGAGCGAGGCAGAGUGAGACUUGAGAGAGGGGGCGUGAGAGAGAGGUGGGAUAGUUUUCGUCAGCCGGGUGAGUCACGCUCACGACCCAGUACACAUCAGCGGCCCGCAAGUUCGAACUCGCCUGAACGGAGGAGAAAGACCAACUGCAUUGCGGUCGCGUUCUGUGGUAGCGAGGGAUUCGGAGGUGACCAGGACAUACCAUUGUCGAGAGAGUAAGGAAUACGUACAAGAAUACGGCAGGAGUGCGAGCGUAGCAGCAGCGGCACAACCCGAAGGAACGAGCAGUAUCCCUCUUUCUCCCGGCGGAAGACGGACGACGGGCGUAAAGAUGCCGAGCGCAGCUGAAGAGACCACUUAUUUGAAUUUAAUCGACGUUAUGCCGAGGCGAGAGGCAACGACGACGCAGGAGUUUCUCACGAGAGACGUCGAUCUGCUCGUAUCCCAGAUAAAGGAGAACCUCAGGCUGUCGGGAUUCAAGGCCAAGUCGAGCUUCACGCAGAAAAGUCGCCCUUCGCCCUACAGGAUACCGUCGAGAUCGUGGGCAGACCCGGCGGCGACGUGCGAAGCAUGCAGGUUAAGAGUCGACGCGACCGAGGACGAGAGGCAACAGAGUCAUCACCACUACCAUCACCACCACCAUCACCUCCACCACCAGCAUCAUCAUCAUCAUCAUCACAGCCAGAAGAGGUCGAGCACAAACGUCGACGACCCCUACGAGCUGCUCCAGGUCCUGCUUCGAGAGGGUGGUCUGAUUAAGGAAGCGGUCAAGAGGCUCCAGGCCUCGUUGCAAGCCUCGCUACAGGCGAAUCUUGAGGAGCUGGACAACCCCGAGGAGGAAUCUGUCUACGAGAGGAAGCCCUACUUCUACGACUCCGAAGACGAGCCCAGGCCGGUUAUACCGCCGCUUGAACUUUGAGGUGAUGGAACAAAAAUGUAUCACGGACUUGGUAGAAAUAAACGCGAUUUGGUACGAUAAUCGUAAUCGUAAUCAUAAUCACAAUCAUAACCAUGAUGUCAAACAGCAACAACGACGACGAUAAUCAAUGUGAAAAAGUGAAAUUCAUACAUAAUUUCGACAUACCCUCGCGCUGUUCAGCUUACACGCAUACUGUGUGCGGGAUACCGAGGUACAUACAUAGUGUGUUGCCUAUAGUGGUAGUUUAAUAGUAAUCGAAAAAUGAAGGUGCAGAACCGAUUUAAAAAGAAGAAAAAAAACAACAAAAAUUCCAUAAAAAAAAAAAAAUAAACAGUGAACAAUUUGGCAAAUAAGAUUAGGGAAAGAAGAAAAAAAAAUUCCAUAUAAACGUACACACACAUCACACAUGCACGUUUAAUUUGAAAUGUUACAAAAAAAAAAAACAAAUUCAUCCACACCCACCCACCAUUGCAUUUAAACGUACAAUACCAACACCGAGGUUUUCUAUAAACCGUAUGUUAGCUUGCGCCGAGUAUAGGUAUAAACGUAAUUGGGCAGGAACUCGCCUUACACGGUCGUGUGUUUGUAAAUAUGGUGUGUUGUUAUUUGAAGGAGUAUCGCUCCUUCUCUCUCUCUUUCUCACUCUGGCGGAUGCUUCGUGAACGUUCGGUCAAGAUCGUCGCCGGCGUAUCGACUCUGACUAUAUAACUAUAUAUUCGUAAAUACAGAUAUACGAUAGUACACGUAUGCUUAGCGAGAGGCUGUACGUGGAAGACUCACGGCGAGCGUAUGUUACACACAACCAUUAUCGAUGUAGCGUGCCGGCAGAAUAUAACACACGCAUACACGCACACCCGGUAUAUUACAUAGGUGCGCAUACACGCUGUGUGAUUUUAUUCACGUAAGAUGCGGCAUAAGUUUUUUAAUACAACCCACCCCGCACACAUUCAAAGCUAAACCGACGCUGGGACAAGCACAGAGAGACUAUAGCCGUAAAACGUAUAAAGUUUUACGUACCGUAUGUAUAUUAUGUGUACGCGGCACGACGCUUGCCUUUCGCUGCUCUAAACUCUCAACAGUCGCGACACCAUUCAACGAAUUUCAUGACUCACUACUAUUAUUGUUGUUAUUACUACUGCGAACGGGUUCGCAAAACGCAGCUUUCUAACGAUUCGCGGUAAAUAAAUAUUGCCACGUUUCGCCGCGAAUCGCGAACUGUUCUACGGGGGGGGGGAUAUUCGUCAUUAAAUACUGUUACCAGAUUUCGUUGCGCCUCUGUACGGUAUUACCGCUGUUGAAAAAUUAUUUAUCGUUAUUCACACAUACACGCAUCAUCGUCAUUAUUAUAAUUAUUGAUAUUAGUUUAAUUUAUACAAACAUAUAGAUACAUAAUGUACAACGUUUAAAGUUCCAAAACGUGUAUUAUUCUGGCACCAAUCGGACUAGCCAGUGUUUACACCUUUUUCUCCUCCUGUAGCAUAAUAGGUAUGUUACACGUAAUGUACCGCAAACAAACCUGGAUAAUGUACGUGAAUAGUAUAUUAUUAUGUAUAACAACUAAAAUAUGUAUGUCAACAUUACGAUAAGGGAGUUGCAUAGUUACAUACAUACAUAUAUAUAUAUAUAUUGGUAUGUAAAAUGCUACGGCGACUUGUAUCAAUCCGUAAUAACUUGCGAGAUGAGCAUAAUACAAUAUAAGUGUAUUUUCAUCGAGUACCAUCUUUGUAAUCAACGAUAUAACAGUAUGUAUAGUAUAAAAGUUAGAAGGAGAAUAAUAAGAGAUAAAAAUAGUAAGAAUAAUUCUGUACAUUUAUCAAUAAGUACGGUAUGCUGUUGCGUUUUUGUGCGCGUAUGUGAAAUUUUAUACUUUGGGAAUGAAAGGAAAUAUGUGAUCUCAUUUAUUUGUCAAACGAAAAAAAAAAAAAGAAGAUAGAAACUGAAAAUAAGUUCGUCGGUGUCAUUUUUUUUUUUUUUUUUUUUUUUUCUCUAUUGUCGACAUACAGAACAUAUUAAGGUAAAGUAUUUAAGUUGGAACGUUCGAUUUGAUUGGACAUUUCUCCACAAUGUUUUUCUCGAUUUUUUUUUUAUUUUUAUUUUUUAUUUUUUACUUUUGUUCUCUUAUUUUCAAGAUAAGUUUGUGACCUUUGUUCCGACGAGUCUUGCAGUUAAUACACAUAAUAUUAUGUCUAUACAACCGUGUAUAUUUACGCGUAUAAUUGUUCAUUGGAAUGAAAUGGAAAUAGCUUGUAUGUAUGAUGAUAAUAAUGAAAUGCGAAAAGGCUAUGUAGGGAAUACACGGAAUACAAAUAUACGAGUAAAUACUAAGAAAAAUAACGGCUUAUUAAAGAGUCGGGAAUAUAGUACCUACGGGCACCAGCUGUACAUGUAAUAAUAACACAUGUGUGUAAUUUAUACUUCUAACUGCGAGAAGAAACACGGGGCUUAUAAAUGAAAAAAAAAAAAAAAAAUAGCUUUACCUCGUGCCGUGCAUGUUUUAGUGCAUGGUAUGUAUAAUAUAAUCACAUAA
This is a messenger RNA of Neodiprion virginianus, 4506 nucleotides long. RefSeq names its product GSK-3-binding protein-like. Gene Ontology annotation, cellular component: cytoplasm. The transcript has a single exon. Bases 1392 to 1979 code for a protein of 195 amino acids. The record is from RefSeq and is a predicted model, not a curated record. Lineage: Eukaryota; Metazoa; Arthropoda; Insecta; Hymenoptera; Diprionidae.